UUCCGUUCUUCGAGUUCGGGGUUUUUCUUUUUUUCACCAACACAACGAAUUCCAUUUGGUUGUUUACCAACAAGUCUGGCGCCCGCACUUUUGUUGUGGUUUCUUUGUGUAUAACACCAACACCAUCGGGGGGUUAUUGAAUUUAUAAUUCGAUUCCCGAAUCUUUGCGGUGUAUAUAAAUAGGACCCGUAAAACCUCGUGAUGACCAACUGGUUUUGAUUUCGGUUUGUUAUUGUAGUUGGGAACCACCAGUAUUAUUGGAAAUUGAAUUGCGAUCACCCCAUAUAUUCGACACUCACCACAACCAUGACGAACCGACGGUACCUCACGUACUUGCUCUGUGUCCUUCUCGAUCAUUUGGCAGUGAGGUCUCAGGAACUGGUUUCACCAUGUCCCAGGAUUUUUCAAUACGAGCAGAAACCGAACGAGCCGGACAGGUGGUACGGCACGGCCAAACUGGUCCCCGAUCAAGAUUUAACCGGAGUUUGGUUCAGGAUCGUGUUGGACGCCAAAAGUAUACAAGUGGGGAACUGGUUCGGAGAAGUGGAAACCAGAGACAACAACCUCGGAUAUUUAAUCAAAAAUCCCAAUUACAAGUUGAAAGCGGGUACGCCUCUAGAAAUUAAAUUUUACGUACGAUACGAUCCCAGCAAACCUCCACCGAAACUCACCAGCUUCAGAUUGAACGCGGUAGUAAAAUGUCCUGAAAAUGGCCCCGUCACCGAACCACCCCAGGGAAUGAACCAACUGUUUACGAACAAGCCGGAUAUAAGCGAUCCCCUCAGCAUAAGCAAUCAAGGAGGAUUUUCUAUCAAUGCAGGACCAUCAGAAAGUAAACCUGCACUGCAACAAAACCCGGACGAAGACUUUUUCCAUGGAGACUUCACGGAACUGCUAAAACCUUCACGUCCUGGUACUAUCGACCCUAUGAAGAAUACCAUUGUCAAUGGAGCCGUUUGCGGUACUGUCGUGAAGCAACCCAGGCCCCUUAUAACCCAUGGACAAGCGACCCAAGAGGGCGAGUUUCCGUGGCACGCGGCCCUCUAUCACUCCCAAGGGAUCGACCUGACUUACAUUUGCGGUGCGUCCUUGAUAAGCCUUCAACAUUUGAUUACGGUAGCGCAUUGUGUCACAAGGAAAAAGACUCAGACCAUGGUCAAUCCAGACAAUUUGGUCGUAUACGUUGGCAAAUUUUAUCUUCGUACCUGGCGCAGUCCGGGCAUCCAAGAUCGAAGGGUGGAUAAAAUCAUUAUUCAUCCCAAAUAUAACCCUCAAGUGUUCGGUAAUGAUAUAGCGGUGCUGAAACUGACCGAACCUGCACAACUGACCAGUUACGUCAGGCCCGUAUGCUUAUGGCAAGGAUCUAAUCAAUUAGAGCUGGUUGUUAAUCAAACAGGAAUCGUAGUUGGAUGGGGAUUUGACGAAACUGGAACGGUUACGGAACAGCUCACCAAAGCCCAUAUGCCCAUAGUAUCUCAGGAAACGUGCAUUUACUCGUUUCCGGACUUUUACUCGAGGUUUACGAGUAGCACAACCUUUUGCGCCGGAUUUAAAAAUGGUACGUCGGUGUGCAAUGGCGACUCUGGUGGUGGACUGGUACUUCCCAAGCCGAACUCGGACAGGAACAACCCAAUAUGGCAGAUUCGCGGUCUGGUGUCCAUCAGUGUGGCAGUUCAUAAUAAAUUCAGAUGCGAUUCGUCGCAUUAUGUCGUUUUUACCGAUGUUGCUAAACAUCUGGAUUUCGUUAAGAACGCUAUGAAACAGUGAAAUUGUUGCUAGUUUUAGUUAGUUAUUCAAUUAAGGCGUAUAUGGAGACUGAAGUAGUAAGUAGUGAAGUUGCAGACUGGAUCAUCAUUUAUUCUAUUAUAGUUCUAAGGUGUAUUUAUUUAAUUAAUAAAAUGUUUUAAUGAUAA
Molecule: messenger RNA, 1913 nt
Organism: Anthonomus grandis grandis
Lineage: Eukaryota; Metazoa; Arthropoda; Insecta; Coleoptera; Curculionidae
Product: chymotrypsin-like elastase family member 2A
Exons: 9
Coding region: 307-1767 (486 amino acids)
Biological process (GO): proteolysis
Molecular function (GO): serine-type endopeptidase activity
Source: RefSeq, a predicted model, not a curated record